Messenger RNA from Giardia duodenalis, 2814 nucleotides. Its product is annotated as High cysteine membrane protein Group 1. The coding region runs from base 1 to 2814 and encodes 937 amino acids. NCBI's taxonomy places the organism in Eukaryota, Fornicata, Diplomonadida, Hexamitidae. The transcript has a single exon. The record is from RefSeq and is a predicted model, not a curated record.
AUGUCCUGGUCAUCACUGUUCGCGCUUUUAAUUAUUGCUAUGCAUGCUCAUGAUGAAGUCUGCGCACGCUGCCUUCAUGAUAAGUGCUUGCAGACGAGGCACGGCAGUGUAUGCACUCAUUGCGAGACUGGAUAUGUCCCCUUGGAGGGCCGGUGCACCGCCACGGAUGUGUCUUUCUGUCUUGUCGAAUCAGAAGGGGGAGGUACAUGUUCUCAGUGUGCCUAUGGAUAUAGAGGCCUCCUAAAUGGUUGCUAUCCUGUGCCACUGUUUGGAGUGCUUGACGGUAAUGUAUCUGCUGCCUCAGCCUUUUACAUUUCCACUCACGUCCUUCUUAAUGGCCAAAUUCUCUUCACGGGGUGCUUUGCAAACAAUGAACUGCCCAUCAAUGGUGUCUGCGCCGAGGACACUGACAAUUGGUGUGCUCAAUCUGGAGAGACUGACUUUAGCUAUGGAACGUCCUGUUUGCGGUGCACAGGGACUAAUGUGUUCUAUUUCAAGGGAGGAUGCUAUAACACCAAGACAGAGCCUGGCAGCCUGAUUUGCAAGGCAGCUUUGGAUGGAGUCUGUACUGCUUGCAAUACCGAUAGCGGCUACGUGUUCGAGAACCCUAGUACAGGUACGAAGACAGACCAGUGCAUAUCAUGCGGCGAUGGAUAUGGAGCCGAUGGGUACAGUGGCGUUGAAAGUUGUAAAACAUGUGUAGCGCCAAGUGGAAAUAGCAAAAUAGCUACGUGCUCUGCAUGCCCAGAUGGCUAUAAAUUUAACAUUGCACACACUCGGUGCUUUAACUGUGCAUUGCAGGGGUGCUUAAACUGUGAUGGCUACGACAGCUGUGAACACUGUGACACCGGCUUCUUUAUGGCUGAUCAAUCGUACAGCAAAAUCUGUGUUACGACGUGUCCAUCAGGAACGUUCCCGUUUGUCAACUCCACUGGAUAUAAUAAGUGUUUCUCGUGCUCAAGUUCUGAUGGAAGUGAUUCUAUAGCUGUAGAGCGCAUACCAGGCUGUGAAACAUGCGCAGUUGGUAGUGGCAACCUCCUGACAUGCAGCGCAUGCCUACAAGGGUAUCAGCUCACGCCCACUGGAUGCAAACAGGUUUGCGCUGACGUAUUAGGGUGCGGUUUAGAUGCUUGUACUGUUGUCAUAGGCUCUAUGUCAUACUGUUCAAAGUGCAAAAGUACAAAUAACUAUGCGCCCAUAAACGGAGUAUGUGAAUAUGUUUCCAUGAAUGAUAAGUCUGGUUGCAGAAGAGAAGAAACUAUCGCUGGGGUCUGUCCUCAAUGCGGUGAGGGGUAUUUCCUGCACAUGAAUGGUUGCUAUAAAGCUGAUCAGGCUCCAGGAAAUCUUGUGUGUAGCAGUGUUGGAACUGGUAGUCGAUCUCUUAGAAACGCUGGCGCAGGGUUGUGCAGCGUCUGCGGGUCAGGGUACCGUGCUAAGCAUGGGCGGUGUAUAUCAUGCAAUAAACAGCACUGCCUUGAAUACAUCCCAAACACUUGUGUAUGCACGCUAUGCGAGGACAACGUUCUCCUAAUUCAGGGGGAGUGCGUUUCGUUUCCCAGUUCCGGGUGCAAGGUGCCCUACUGUGCGCUGUGCGAAAAGAAGCUGGAAGUGUGCACGCGUUGUGAGGCCAGCUACUAUAUCACACCCCUGCACGGAUGCACAAAGGACUGUGAAGACCUCAUGGGAUACCACAACAACGCUGAUCUGGGCAAAUGCGUUAGAUGCAGAAUUAGAAACUGUUACAAGUGCUACGAUAGCGCUCGCUGCUCAGAAUGCUCUACCGGAUACGGGCUCACGGACAACCAGCAAUGUGUACGGUGCCCCAAGAACUGCUUUGCAUGCGCACAUCACAAUAAGUGCACGACAUGCAAGUCUGGAUACAUCUUGAGUGACUCCGAAGUAUGUGAGUCGGAGGAUGAGUAUAAGGUGGAUUGCAAACAUGCUGACGCUAAAUACAUCAAGUACGAGUUCGCACGUCAUAUAAAGGGAUCUGUGCGCCAGAGAUUAACGGCCUCCAUGUGUUCAGAAUGUAAUGCUGGUAAGGUGCCCAUAAACGGUAAGUGCGUUUCAGUAUCUGCAAAAGCUCCGAGUUGCACGCCUGGGACCGGGGAGAAUGCUGGAAAGUGCACCCGCUGCAUAAGUAGUGGCAGCUCAAAUAGUACCUUCCUUUAUUCAGGGGGUUGCUACGAUAGCAAUACUAACGUGGGUAAGUCUCUCUGUGCAAGCGUUGGCGACAACGGAUUGUGCGCCAGGUGCCCACGGGGCGGGUUUAUGCUCGACACCAGUCGUAAUGAGUGUGUACCGUGUCCCAUGAACUGUAUGAAAUGUAACUCAUCUGGCUGCCUAAGGUGUGAUUCUGGCUGGCUGCUUAUCGAAAGUGAGUGCGUGCCGUGCAAAAAAGGCUGCCUUGAAUGCGGCAGUUCUUCAGACAAGUGCACAAGUUGCAUCACUGGGUACUACGUAGCUGGAGCCACUACGUCAUCUGGAAAGGAGGGGAUAUGCCGUAGGUGUGAUGAUACACAGGAAGUAGACGGUUGGAAAGGGAUCCAAGGAUGCACACUGUGUACACCACCAGUUUUUGCUGGAGAGGUGCUAUGUUUGUCCAAAGAAGUGAUAGAAGAUGUAGUAACCCGCUCGCUCAGUUCUGGGGUCGUAGCAGGAAUCUCUAUUACAAUAGUAGUUGUGGUUGCAGCGAUCGUGGGGGUCCUAGUUUGGAAAUAUGUUUGCAAAAAGAAAUCAUCCAAACGCAUCAAAAUGGUUGACAUGGACGUCAGCAUCAAUACCAGCCAGUACAUGUCCACAAGCACUGUGUAA